Mitosporidium daphniae is the source of this 309-nucleotide messenger RNA. RefSeq lists its product as uncharacterized. The coding region runs from base 1 to 309 and encodes 102 amino acids. The record is from RefSeq and is a predicted model, not a curated record. The transcript is spliced from 2 exons. Gene Ontology annotation, cellular component: nascent polypeptide-associated complex; cytosol. Lineage: Eukaryota; Fungi; Microsporidia.
AUGCAGAGCGCGGCGGCAGCUUCACGACUUGGUGGCAAAGGUACGCCUCGCAGAAAGGCGAAAAGAAGUACCACGUCCACCGUUGCUGAUGAUCGAAAGAUCCAGGCAACCAUGAAGAAACUCCAUGCACAACCGAUUCCUGGGAUUGAGGUGUCUUAUGCUUUAGAAUUGACAGAGCUUAUCCCAGACAUCCUUCACCAACUUGGUCCAGACUCCAUAAGCUCGCUAAAGCGCCUCGCAGAAUCCUUCCAGCAAAAGGGAACACUUCCUUCGUCGUUUGACGAGGCCAUUUCUGGAGCCGAACUUUAA